AUGACGAAUAACACAACUUGGAAGCCAGAUUCUUGCCAAGACUGCCGUUGCCGUAGCAGUAUUGUCACCUGUGAACCCGUCGUCUGCAAACGCCCUCGGUGUGACUUUGAGAAGGGAGAAGCGCUCCAAAUAGCUCCCAACAAGUGCUGCCCUGAGUGUGCGUCCCGAGCCGAAGGAUUUUGCCAGCACGAAGGACAGAUCCACAGCCACGGCACGCAGUGGACCAGCUCUGGAUGCGUCCGGUGCUCCUGCGCCCACGGGAAGGUGAACUGCACCCCCGCGCCCUGCCCAGCCCUCGCUUGUGGACGAGGGGAGCUGCAACGCACUGCGCAGGGAUCCUGCUGUCCCAAAUGCAUGGGCCACGGCGAGCCUUGCUCCUUUGAUGGACGCUUGUUCCGGGACGGUGAGGACUGGCGCCUCGGUCGGUGCUCCAAAUGUGUCUGCAGGGACGGCGAGACUCAGUGCUUCACAGCUUCCUGCCAGCCUCUCCUGUGCAGCCAGGAUGAAGUUAUGGUUGUGUCUCCUGGAAAAUGCUGCCCAGAAUGUGUUCCAAAGCCCUGCUCGAUGUCAGGAAGAGUCUACCAGCAUGGCGAACGGUGGAAAAAAAAUCCCUGCACUGCAUGUGCGUGUCACAGAGGAGAAGUCAGAUGUCUGAGAGAGACCUGUGACGGUAUUACCUGCGAGAAGGGGGAGAACAAAGUGCAGCGUCCUGGGAAGUGCUGCGAGGAGUGCGUGUCUUCCGAGGGAAACUGCCUGUACGGUGGCACGAUCAGGUACCACGGUGAGAUGUGGAACAGUACUCGCUGUGACUUCUGCCUUUGUGAUGAAGGGAAGGUCACUUGCCAGGAAGCCGAGUGUGCCAGAGUGGAGUGUGCCAAGGGUGAAGAAUUAAUUCACUUAGAUGGGAAGUGCUGUCCUGAAUGUAUUGCAAGUAAUAGUUCCUGUGUUUACAAAGAACAUACCAAAGCUAACGGCGAGAAAUGGGAAGAAGGACCGUGCGGAGAAUGCGAAUGCCGGGACGCGGAGGUGACCUGCUUCCUGCGUUCCUGCCCGCCCUGCCCGCCGGGCAGCCUGGCCGUUGAGGCGAAGGGUGACUGCUGCCCACGCUGCGAGCCAGUUGAGUGCCACCCAGACUGUCUGACCUGCUCGCGGUCCUUUGAUCACUGUAACGCCUGCCGAGACGCGAGGAGGCACCUGCAGAACGGGCGCUGCGUGGAGACGUGUGAAUCGGGCUUCUACCAGGAUGGGGGGACCUGCUUAGCCUGCAAUGAAACCUGCUCAACCUGUACCAACGGAUUUGAGUGCUCCUCGUGCCAGACAUCCCUGCUAAUGAAGAACGGGCAGUGCGUGACUUUGUGUGGGAAGGGAUACUUUCAGGAUCGGCUCCUCUGUACAGCUUGUCACGAGUCCUGUUCCUCAUGCUGGGGUGCUGCCGAGAACAACUGUUUGUCCUGCAGAGACACGUCGCGCGUGCUAAAAGCGGGGCUCUGCGUGGCCAGCUGCGGGCAGGGAUUUUAUACAAAGGAUGGAAUCUGCAGCGCUUGCGACCAGUUCUGCGAAACGUGCCAUUCAGACCAGCCCGCGUGUUUGACCUGUGCUUCAGAGAAGUUGUUACAUGAUGGGAAGUGUGUUUCAGAGUGCCCGGACGGGUAUUUCCCAAGCGGCAACGGAAGGUGCGGAGCUUGUCAUGCUUCGUGCUCCACGUGCGAGGGACCUCUGGCUACUCACUGCACCUCCUGUCCCUUUCCUCUGGCAUUGCGCCGGGGCCAGUGCCUGCAGAGCUGCGGAGAGGGUUUUUACCAGGAUCACGACGUCUGCAAGGGUUGCCACCCAUCCUGCCGUACCUGCGUUGGCCCGGGGGCCUCUGGUUGCCUGCGGUGCAGCGUGCCAGAGGACGUACUGCAGCCUCAGCAGCCCACGGACGGACCUGUACACGGCCUUUGCCUCUCUCACUGCCCAGCUCGCUUCUACGUGGACAGCACAGGAGCCUGCAAACAGUGCCACUCCUCCUGCGCAGGCUGCGUGGGGAACGCUUCGCGGGACUGUACGGCUUGCCUGGCUUCCCACGUCCUGCUUGAAGGCAGAUGCCUCCCCGGGUGCCCAGAGGGGCUGUUCAGCCGCAACGCUCGCUGCUACUCCUGUCAUCCGUCCUGCAAGACGUGCCGCGGCCCUUCUGCGUCGGAGUGCUUAACCUGCCAUCCCCACGCCACCCUAGCCGGUGGAACGUGCAGGACUAGCUGCAAGGAGGAGCAGUAUCUCAACCUGGUGGGAUAUUGCGUGGACUGCCACCCUUUGUGCCGUCAGUGCGUGGCCAACCUGCGGGACACCGGCAGCAUCUGCCUCGAGUGCCAGAACGCCCGUCACUUGCUCCUGGGGGAUCACUGCAUUCCUGACUGCCCGGUGGGAUACUACGCGGAGAACGCCGCCUGCAAAAGGUGCCACCCCUCAUGUAAAACCUGCACGGGCGAGGGUCCUUUGUCCUGCUCUUCCUGCAACGCCAGCCUGGUUCUCUCCCACACCGGCGCGUGUGUGCCGGGCUGUUCCCCGGGGUACUACAGGGACGACAGGCAGACCUGCAAACCUUGCAACAGCCAGUGCCUGAGCUGUGAAUCAGCCGCCGGCUGUACGUCUUGCCGAGAUCCCGCUAAGGUCCUGUUGUUUGGAGAAUGCCAGGACGAGACCUGCGCUCAGCAGUAUUAUCUGGAUUUUUCCAGCAAGACUUGCAGAGAGUGUGACUGGAGCUGUAAUGCUUGUAAAGGUCCCCAGAGCACCGACUGCCUGCAGUGCAUGGAGGGCUACGUUCUCCACGAAGGAGCUUGCGUGGAACGGUGCCCUGCAGCCUUCUACAAGGAGUCGGACACAUGCCAGAGGUGCGAUCCGCACUGCCUCCAGUGUCGCCGACCAGAUGAGUGCAGCCUUUGCCGAGCUCCCUUCUUCCUCUUGGACACCCAUUGUGUUGGCAAAUGCGGGAAGCGAUAUUACGCAGACCGCGCACGGCGAAAGUGCACGGCUUGUCCUCCUGGGUGCCUGGAGUGUGACAGCGACAGCCUGUGCCACCUCUGCGACAGCACCACGUUUCUGAAGAAUAAGAUCUGUGUUUCUGCCUGUGGCCGGGGUUUCUAUGGCAAUACACGGACCAGAGAGUGUGAAGAAGCCGGCGAGCAUCCCUUGAGCUUCCACGUGAACGGUACCCUCGCAGUGGGGAUUGGCGGGGUGAAGCCCCUAGACCUCUCCUUUCUGGGCGUGCGUGACCUGGACGGUGACGCGGAAGAGCUCUGGUUCCAUAUCGACAGCGCUCCCUCCAACGGCAGGCUGGUGAUGGCCGUGGACGGGAAAGAGGUGCAGCUGAGCAAAGGCGACCGCUUCAGCUCCAAGGAUGUGAAGGAGAAGAGGGUCCGCUUUGUGCACAGCAAAGAGAAAUCCAGGAAAGGACGGUUUUCCUUGAAGGUCAGCGAUCAACAGUUCUUCUCCCAUCCUGAGGUCGUCAACAUUCAAGCAUUUUCAACCCAGGCCCCGUAUGUGUUCAGAAAUGAAGCCCUCCUCGUCCGCAGAGGGGAAACCGGGACUAUAACAGAACUGUUGCUUGGCGUGAGAGACAGCGACAAUCCUCAGGACGUCGUGCUGAUGGUUUUAGAGCCUCCACGGCACGGGCGGCUGAUCAAACCUCCCGGAGACUCGGCUGCUGCAGUCCACGUAUUCCACCUGGAUGACCUUGCCGGCGGACUGCUGCGUUACGCUCACGAUGGCUCUGACACCCGGGACGAUGCCGUUGUUUUGCAAGUGAACGAUGGGUACCGCUUCCAGAACGUCCUGUUCCACGUUAAGAUUGCUCCCAAGGAUGACGGAAGCCCUCAGCUGGUGACCAAUUCCCUGGUCUGGGUGCCCCAGGGAGGCAUGCUACAGAUCUCCAAGAGAAUUCUGCACGCCGAGCUACCCGGUGCCCGUGACUCCGAGAUAACCUACACCAUCACCAAGGACCAGCCAAGACACGGGGAAGUGGUGCUUCUGGUCCCGAUGCCGGCAGACGGCCCAGCAGACUCCUGGCAGCUUCUGCCCGAUGGAAGAGCAGCCUCGCCUACAACCUCUUUCACCCAGCAGGACAUCACCGAAGGCGUCGUGUGGUACAGGCACUCUGGAUCUGAAGUAGAGAGCGACUCCUUCCAAUUCCAGGUGUCCAGCUCUGCCGGUCCGCAAACCAGCUUGAAAAGCCACGUGUUCAACGUUGCUGUUCUCCCGCAGACGCCCAGAGCGCCUCAGUUUUCCCUCGGCUCCUCUUUGCACAUGGCUGUGCUGGAGGACCGCGUGACAGUGAUUGAGCCCCAUCACCUCUCCUUUGUAGACCCGGAGAUUCCCAGUGAGAAAAUCCUGUUCAACGUGACUGUCCCUCUCCCUCCCGGCCAAGGCAUCGUGGAGCACAGAGACUGGCCUCUCUCCCCCGUCAGGUAUUUCACCCAAGCAGAUAUAAACCACGGCAAGAUUGCGUAUCGCCCGCCGACUGCAGCUCCUCACUUGAGAGAGAUCAUCGCGUUCUCCUUUGCGGGUCUCCCAGAGUCAGUGAACUUCCGAUUCACAGUGUCUGAUGGAGAACACACCACCCCGGAGAUGGUGUUUGUCAUUCAUUUGCUCUCCGCGGAGCAGCAGCCUCCAGUCUUCCAGAUCACAGCUCCGUUCCUGGAGGUCAGCCAGGGGGGCAAAGCCACCAUUGGGAUCCAGUUAGCCGUGAGCGACACAGAUACGGCCCCCGAGGGUCUUUUCUUUGAGCUGGUGAAACCUCCCCGUCACGGCGUUGUGCUCAAGUACGGCGCAGGCGUGCAGGAGCGCAUGAGAGCAGGCGACACCUUCACCUACGAGGACGUCACUCGAAAUGCUCUGCAGUACGUGCACGAUGGUUCGUCAGCAGCAGAGGACAGCAUGGAGAUCUCCGUCACCGACGGCGUCACCACAGUGACCACGGUGCUGAGGGUGGAAGUGGCCCUGCUGGAUAACGACGGUCCGCAGCUGGCCCCGGGCUGCCUGCUGACAGUCACGGUGGCUAGUAAAAGCUCCGUGACUCUCUCUCGGUUGCACCUCGCUUAUGUUGACAACAAUUCUCCCGACUCGGAGAUAAGAAUCCAGUUAAUCUCUCUGCCUGCGUACGGCACCCUCUUACGGAUGUCUGGCUCUCGUGCUGAAGGGCUUUCCAAGGUUUAUAAUUUCACCAUGGAAGACAUCAACAACCAGAGGAUCAGCUACUCCACCACAUUUGAGACCAGCAAUCAGCCCGUUACGGACAUCUUCCACUUCGCCGUUUUUGAUGCAGAUGACAACCGGCUCGACAGGCAGAUGUUCACUGUCACAAUCGCGCCUGCCCAGACAAUGCCAUCGCUCGUUGCUUUUGCUGACCAUAUCACUGUGGAUGAGGGAGGCAGGGUCCCGCUGCUGGCUCAUCACCACGUAGCUGCGGAUUACGAUACGGCUGCCAAGGAAGACCUGAGGGUCACAGUUCUCACUCUCCCUAUGUACGGCUACCUUGAAAACACUAAGACAGGUGAGAGUUUUGGCCCACAGAGCGAGUCUGCCGUGACCGCAGACGCAUCCUUUUCCCUUCAAGAUGUUCUAGAGAACAGCAUUUACUACUUCCAGAGCCUCCACGAAAGCAUCGAGCCGACGAGCGACGUUUUCAGCUUUUACGUGAGCGACGGCUUCAGCCAGUCUGAGGUGCAGAGCAUUAACAUCACAAUUCAGCGGCAGAACGACGAGCCCCCAAAGAUGGUGCUGGAACCGGUCAGGGCGCGGGAGGGCUCGGGUCUGGUCGUUACCAACUCUUCCCUCAACCUGCGGGACUUGGACACCCAGAGCAGUGAGCUUGUCAUCACGGUCACCGAAAGUCCUGAACACGGUCAUCUCCGCAAGAGGCAGACCGCUGCGGAGCCCCCGCAGCGUGGACGUGCGCUGGCCGUGGGCUCGUCCUUCACCUACCAGGACAUUUUGGAUGAGCUGAUCGUUUAUACUCAGAGCGGAGCGGCAGCACAAACAGACGAGUUUGGCUUCUCCGUCACGGACGGUCUCCACACGCGGACGGGGAGGCUGGAGUUCUUCAUGGAGCUGCCGAAGAAGCAGCCACCCACGUUAGAUGUCAACGGGGGCUUGCAGCUCCCAGUUGGCUCUGCGGCAUACCUCACAGAUCAGCACUUGAAAGCAGCAGCUCUUUAUUCGGAUGACACAACGAUUCGAUUUGUCCUGAAGAAGGAUCCCAGCGUGGGCCAGCUCCAGUUGACCAAAACUGAUAAUCCCGUCCGGAUCUCUGUCAAAGGACCUGUGAAAAGCUUCACGCAGGCUGAUAUAAAUAAAGGGCACGUGCUGUACAGUCAUGAGAAAGGGGAUCCUGGCGGAAAUUUCGCCUUCGCCUUCGAUGUGACCGAUGCAGAUGGCAGCAAACUGUCGGACCAGGUUUUUUAUAUUAGCGUAUUAGAGGACAGAUUCCCCCCUUCCAUCAUCGCUAACGAAGGGUUGGUCUUGGAUGAGAACUCAGCAAAGACAAUCACGCCCCUCCAGCUCUCCGCCAGCGACCGGGACAGCGAGCCGAGCCAGCUGCAGUACAAGCUGACCAAGCAGCCACAGCUGGGGCAUUUGGAGCACGCCGCCUCCCCAGGGACAAGAAUUAGUUCUUUCAGCCAGGCAGACUUGGCCUCUCGCAGCAUCCGGUACGUCCACACCAGCGACAUUGAAAAGCACGCAGAUGCGUUCACCUUUUCUGUUUCUGACGGAACGAAUGAGGUGAGCCAGACGUUUGACAUCACCAUAAACCCUGUGGAUGACUCCUUACCCGUAGUGCAAAGCCUCGGGAUGACGGUUCAGGAGGGUCUGAGAAAAACCAUCACGGAGUUUGAGCUUAAAGCAACAGAUGCUGACACAGAGGCUGACUCAAUUACGUUGACAGUCGUGCAGCCCCCCCGGCACGGCCUGAUCGAACGCACCAGCAACGGGCAGCGUUACCACCAAGCCACCACCUUCACGAUGGACGACAUCUACCAGAACCGCAUCAGCUACAGUCAUGAUGGUAGCAACUCGGAGAAGGAUCACUUCACUUUCACUGUGUCUGAUGGGACCAAUCCCUUCUUCGUUAUGGAAGAUGGCGGGAAGAAGGUUGUGACAGCAGCACCGCAGCGCUUCACAGUGGCCAUCCUCUCUGUGGAUGACGGGACGCCCAGGGUCGUCACCAACCUGGGUUUGCAGUGGCUGGAGUACAUGGAUGGCAAGGCAACCAACCUAAUCACGAAGAAGGAAUUACUGACGACCGAUCCUGACACAGACGACAAGCAGCUGAUCUAUGAGAUAACAACUGGUCCCAGAAACGGUUACGUGGAGAAGAAGCUGAAACCGGGGACAGCUGUGACCACCUUUACGCAGGAGGAUGUGAACCAGGGCCUCGUUCGGUACGUGGCACAUGAGGAGAAGGUUCAGGAGACCACGGACAGCUUUCAGUUCCUAGUGAAGGACAGUAAACCCAACGUGGUCAGCGGCAACAUCUUCCACAUCCAGUGGUCCCUCCUCAGCUUUACACGCACCAGCUACAACGUCAGAGAGAACGCAGGCUCUGUGAGCGUCACCGUGAGGCGGACUGGUAACCUCAACCAGUACGCGAUCGUCUUGUGCCGCACGGAGCCGGGAACGGCCACCUCCAGCUCCGGUUCGCAGCCGGGAGAGCAGGACUACGUGGAGUACGCAGGGCAGGUGCAGUUUGAGGAGCGGGAGGACACCAAGGCCUGCACCAUCGUCAUUAACGAUGACAACGUCUAUGAGAGCGUGGAGAGCUUUGCCGUGGAGCUCAGCAUGCCGGCCUACGCUCUGCUGGGGAACGUCACCCGGGCCACCGUGGCCAUCACCGACGUGGAGGACGAGCCCACCCUGCAGUUCGACAGGAAGACGUACCACGUCAGCGAGAGCGACGGUUUUCUCUCUGCUCCCAUCGAAAGGAAAGGGGACACCAGCAGCACCGUGUCUGCCGUCUGCUACACUGUGCCCAAAUCAGCCAAGGGAAGCAGCCUUUAUAUGCUGGAAUCCGGCUCCGACUUCAAGUCCCGGGGGAUGGCGGAUGACAGCCGCGUUGUUUUUGGUCCGGGCGUCACCCUGACGACGUGCGACGUCACGCUGAUCGAUGACAGUGAAUACGAAGAAGAGGAGGAGUUUGAGAUCGUAUUGGCCGAUGCCUCGGACAACGCGCGCAUUGGCAGCCGGGCUUCAGCCAACGUCUUCAUCGGCGGACCUAACGACGCCUCCACGGUGUUCCUGGGGAAUGCUACUUUUACCGUCAGCGAGGCUGCAGGAAACAUUGAGAUUCCAGUCCUCCGACGGGGACCUGACCUCUCAACCCCCAUCUCGGUGUGGUGCGCCACUCGGACGUCAGACCCUCCGUCUGCCAGCCCGGGAAUCGAUUAUGUCCCCAGCUCCAGGAAAAUAGAGUUCAGGCCAGGCAAGACAGAAGAGUUCUGCACUCUGACGAUCCUGGACGACGCACAGUACCCGGUGAUCGAAGGGCUGGAGACGUUCGUUGUUUAUCUCAGCUCGCCCCACGGGGCUGAGCUGACCAAGCCGUUCCAAGCGAUCGUGGCCAUUAAUGACAUCCUCCAAGACG
Balearica regulorum gibbericeps (East African grey crowned-crane) is the source of this 8614-nucleotide messenger RNA. NCBI's taxonomy places the organism in Eukaryota, Metazoa, Chordata, Aves, Gruiformes, Gruidae. The record is from RefSeq and is a predicted model, not a curated record.